GUUUCCGCGCAGCUGACGCGACGGGAUUGGUUGCCGGGGCCCGGCUGCGCCUCGGCCCCGCCUUUCCGGUACGCGGGCGCGCGGUGGCGGGAAUUUCGCCUCUUCGCGGUUUAGACUCCACAGAUUCCUGGUUGUAGUUGGGGUCUCAGGAGGCAGAAUUCGGGGGCUGGAAGUGUGAGCAGGAAUCUCUUCCACCUUCUCUUUGGAGCCCUUAUGGAUACGACGAACUUCAAACAUUUCAGAACAUGAAGUAAACAAUGGAGAACUGUUUUGCUUCCCCGACGUUCCUGACUGACAGCUUAGAGCUGGAGCUGGGGACCGAGUGGUGCAAACCUCCUUGCUUUUCUUGUGCUGUUGACAACAGAGGAGGAGGAAAACAUUUUUCUGGAGAAUCCUACCUCUGCAGUGGAGCCCUUAAGCGAUUAAUUUUGAAUCUUGAUCCUUUACCAACUAAUUUUGAAGAAGAUACAUCGGAAAUAUUUGGCAUUCAGUGGGUUACUGAAACAGCAUUGGUGAAUUCAUCCAGAGAGCUCUUUCAUUUAUUCAGGCAACAACUAUACAAUUUGGAAACCUUGUUACAGUCCAGUUGUGAUUUUGGGAAGGUAUCAACUCUACACUGUGAAGCAGACAAUAUUAGACAGCAGUGUGUACUAUUUCUCCAUUAUGUUAAAGUUUUUAUCUUCAGGUAUCUGAAAGUACACAAUGCCAACAGUCAUGAUCCUGUCCAUCCUUAUGAGAUGUUGGAGGCUCAAAUUCCCUCAGUGUUGAUUGAUGAGCUUCAUGGAUUACUCUUAUAUAUUGGACAUCUUUCUGAACUUCCCAGUAUUAAUAUAGGAGCAUUUGUAAAUCAAAACCAGAUUAAGCUUUUUCCACCAUCAUGGCAUUUAUUACAUCUCCACUUGGAUAUACAUUGGCUGGUGCUAGAAAUUCUCUACAUGCUGGGUGAAAAAUUGAAACAAGUCGUAUAUGGUCAUCAGUUUAUGAAUCUGGCAAGUGACAAUUUAACCAAUGUUAGCCUAUUUGAAGAACAUUGUGAAACUCUCCUUUGUGAUUUAAUAAGCCUGUCACUCAACAGAUAUGACAAGGUUAGGCCCUCUGAAUCAUUAAUGAGUCACCAUUUUCCCUGUUCAUGCAUUAAAGAAUUAUGGAUUCUACUCAUUCAUCUUCUAGACCACAGAAGUAAAUGGUCUGUCUCAGAAUCAUUCUGGACCUGGUUGAAUAAACUACUUAAAACACUGUUUGAAAAAUCAAGUGACCGAAGAAGACCCUCUAUGCCUGUAAUCCAGUCCAGGGAUCCAUUAGGUUUUAGUUGGUGGAUUGUUACUCAUGUAGCAUCAUUUUACCAGUUUGAUCGCCAUGGAGUACUAGAUGAAAUGAGAAAAAUGGAAUCAAAUUGGAACUUUGUAGAAGAACUGCUAAAAAAGUCCAUCAGCGUUCAGGAUGUCAUUCUAGAAGAACAAUUACGAAUGUACCUUCACUGUUGUUUGACACUUUGUGAUUUCUGGGAGCCAAACAUUGCAAUUGUUACCAUUUUAUGGGAAUAUUAUAGUAAGAACCUGAAUAGUUCCUUCAGUAUUUCUUGGCUUCCUUUUAAAGGCCUCAGUAAUACCAUGAAGUCACCCUUGUCUAUGCUUGAAAUGGUCAAGACCUGCUGUUGCGAUAAACAAGAUCGGGACCUGUAUAAAUCCAGCAGUAGUUAUACUAUUUUUCUUUGCAUUCUGGCAAAAGUUGUUACAAAAGCAAUGAAGAAUAAUGGCCCCCAUCCUUGGAAACAAGUCAAAGGAAGAAUAUAUUCAAAAUUCCAUCAAAAAAGAAUGGAAGAACUAACUGAAGUUGGUCUACAGAACUUUUUUAGCCUUUUUCUACUGUUAGCAGCUGUUGCGGAAGUAGAAGAUGUAGCAAGUCAUGUUUUAGAUCUCCUGAAUUUCCUCAAACCUUCUUUUAUAACAUCUCAGAGAGCCCUCAUUUGGAAGGGUCACAUGGCCUUCCUCUUGAUGUAUGCCCAGAAAAAUCUGGACAUUGGUGUUUUGGCUGAGAAAUUUGCAUGUGCUUUCCGGGAGAAAGCAAAGGAAUUCUUGGUGUCUAAGAAUGAGGAAAUGAUACAGAGACAGACUGUGUGGACACUUCUUUCCAUAUACAUUGACGGUGUUCAAGAAGUGUUUGAGACCAGCUAUUGCUUGUAUCCUUCCCAUGAAAAACUGCUUAAUGAUGGAUUUAGUAUGCUUCUGCGAGCAUGCCAAGAGUCUGAACUUAGGACAGUAUUGAGCUUUCUACAGGCUGUUCUGGCCAGAAUCAGGAGUAUGCAUCAACAAUUGUGUCAGGAACUUCAAAGGGACAAUGUGGACCUAGUUGCACAGUCUUCAUUAUCAGCUAAAGAGCGCCACCUUGCUGCAGUUGCCAGUGCACUGUGGAGACAUUUCUUUUCAUUUUUGAAGAGUCAGAGAAUGUCACAGGUAGUGCCUUUCUCACAACUUGCGGAUGCAGCUGCAGACUUUACUUUGCUAGCAAUGGACAUGCCAAGCACAGCUCCAUCAGAUUUUCAGCCUCAGCCAGUUAUAUCAAUUAUUCAACUUUUUGGUUGGGAUGAUAUCAUCUGUCCUCAAGUUGUAGCAAGAUAUUUAAGCCAUUUCCUACAAAAUAGCACAUUGUGUGAAGCACUUUCUCAUUCAGGCAAUGUAUCUUUUCAAGCCUUAACUGUAAGAUCAUGGAUUCGUUGUGUUUUGCAAAUGUAUAUAAAAAACCUCUCUGGACCUGAUGAUUUGCUCAUAGAUAAAAAUCUUGAACAGGCAGUUGAAAAAGAGUACAUGGAACAGUUGGUUGAACUGACAAGGUUACUAUUUAAACUCUCAGAAAUAAAGAGUAUUUUCUCAAAGGCCCAAGUUGAAUAUUUAUCCAUCUCAGAAGACCCUAAAAAAGCACUCAUUCGAUUCUUUGAGGCUGUUGGCAUAACUUACGGGACUCUUCAGACACAUUCUGAUAAAUCUGCCAUGGUCACAAAGUCCUUGGAAUACCUUGGUGACAUACUAAAAUAUAUUAAGCCUUAUUUGGGAAAAAAAGUUCUCAGUGCAGGGCUACAGCUCACUUACAGAAUGAUGGGAAUUCUUGUGAAAUCAUGGGCACAAAUCUUUGCCACCUCUAAAGCCCAAAAAUUACUUUUCCGGAUCAUAGAUUGUUUACUGCUGCCACAUACAGUAUUACAGCAAGGGAAGGAACUGCCUGCACCUAUGUUUUCUGCAAUUCAGAAAAGUCUUCCUUUGUAUCUCCAGGGCAUGGUGUCUUGUCUGUCUCAAAAUCCAAAUGCCUAUUUGAAUCAAUUGCUAGGGAAUGUUAUUGAGCAGUAUAUUGGGCGAUUUCUUCCAGCUUCACCAUACGUUUCAGAUCUUGGACAACAUCCUGUUUUGUUGGCUUUGAGAAACACAGCCAUUGUUCCACCAAUAUCAUCUCUAAAGAAAUGCAUUGUACAAGUCAUAAGGAAAUCCUACCUUGAGUAUAAGGGGUCCUCACCUCCUCCUCGCUUAGCAUCCAUUCUGGCCUUCAUUCUCCAACUCUUCAAGGAAACUAACACAGAUGUUUGUGAAGUUGAAGUACUCCUCCCUGGCGUUUUAAAAUGCUUGGUGUUAGUCAAUGAACCACAAGUUAAAAGGCUGGCCACAGAGAACCUGCAAUACAUGGUAAAAGCCUGCCAAGUGGGGUCAGAAGAAGAACCUUCCGCCCAGCUGACUUCUGUGUUUAGGCAGUUUAUCCAGGAUUAUGAUACGAGAUACUAUUAUCAGGUUUACAGCAUUUUAGAAACAGUAGCAACAUUGGACCAACAGGUUGUCAUCCACUUGAUUUCUACCCUCACUCAAUCUCUGAAGGAUUCAGAGCAGAAAUGGGGCCUUGGCAGGAAUAUAGCACAAAGGGAAGCCUAUAGCAAACUUUUGUCUCACCUGGGACAGGUGGGACAAGAUGCAAUGCAGAGACUGGAAAAUGGUAAUACUUAAUAUAUUUUAUGAUUCAUCCUGUCUAUUGCUUAUCAGUAUCUACAGCCACAUUGUACCACUCCAAUUCCACCUUUAAUUAAUUGUAUAAUGUUCUGUUUAAAAUAAUUCUAGGAUUUUUUCCUUUUACAUCUGUAAGUAAAAAGGAUAUAAAUAAGAAACUAAAGGUUAAUUAGCAACUGUGUAAUAGGAUUCUUGGAACUUUGCAAAAGUGCAUUCUACCUUAAUGAGAUUUUAGUUAAACUAAAUUAAAGAAACUUUUUCU
Molecule: messenger RNA, 4245 nt
Organism: Saimiri boliviensis boliviensis (Bolivian squirrel monkey)
Lineage: Eukaryota; Metazoa; Chordata; Mammalia; Primates; Cebidae
Gene: MMS22L
Product: MMS22 like, DNA repair protein
Biological process (GO): double-strand break repair via homologous recombination; replication fork processing
Cellular component (GO): nuclear replication fork
Source: RefSeq, a predicted model, not a curated record